ACACUUGAGUAUUAUAACUUAAAUCACAUUCUACAUCCAGUUUAUGCCGUUUACAUAUACACUAGACUUUCUGACUCGCUGCUAUUAACCCUUAACACACCAUAUUCACUUUACCUUGUAACUUUAAAUGUGCUUGUAAAGAUUCCUAUUGUUUACUUUUAUGUCUGUUUUUAGACUUAUUUUUUUCUUUAUGUUGCUUCAACAUCUGCAUUUCCCACUGGGGAUUGAUAAAGGCUUAUAAUAUCUUUUUAUAUCUUUUUUUUUUGUCCAUAAAGUUGCUUUGUCUCUAUUUUUUCGAAGAAAUAUUUGUUUUAUUUUGAAAGAAAAGACUGCAUAUUUCCGGGAAUGUGCUGCCUGUCCUUGGCAGCUUGACGCAUCUUUCAGAAGGAGUUGCACAACAUGCCACUCAUCCAUUCAGCUGACUGUCUGCUUGUCCUUUUCAUGCGACAGACUCAUGUGAGCUGAGACAGAAAGACACUAGGCGAUUAGUUUCAUUACAAAAAUCAACCAAUUUAACCCCAAAACACCACAUAAGAAUAAAGACUAUUUAGUAAUGGCCUACCGAUCCAGAACUGUUAGAUAACUGCAACAAUACAAACUGUCAUCCAUAUAUAGAUUCACAACUUGGGACAGAAAUAACUUAGACAGUCAUCUUUACAAUCCCUAACUAUAGUUCAUGGAUUCUGCCCUACAAAGUCUAACUGUGUAACAUGUAAAAAGUAAAACUGAGAAGAACUGCUUUAAAGGGUUUUCUAAAAACGUUUCUUAACUGGCCAGCCCAUGUGUUAUAGUUUCCACGGUGUCUGCUGAAGUACAGAGAGAGAAAAUAAACCUUCAAGACAUCUGUAUCAAUCGUGGCCAUUCAUUUCGUUGGACCAGUGGGAGUUACAUCACUUUCUACUUCUAUAAAAACAAGUCCUGCUGUACAUCACAUGACCAAAUAUUCACUGAUGGAAGACAUUGAUGUAGAGUUAUGCAAACCGCUAAAGCAGCAGUACAGGGGGAAGAGUGUCCACCAGGAAAGUCUCAGGCCAUGCCCUCUCUAAUGUCAGCUCACUCUGCAUGUCUCCAUUACAAAAAAGCCCCAGAGGGAUUUAGAGACUCUGGAGGUGACGUAUGGUUUUUGAUCGAUGCGUAAUCGCUUAGCAACAGUUUCCAUAGAAAUGUAUAUAUUGUCAUGAACCGGCAUGAUCAUGGAUCAUGACAAAACCAGGGAGACCACACAUGUAUUCAAGUUAUAAGGAAAUAAUGUUUAUUUAAUUAAUUGAAAACAAAAAUAAACUUAAUAAUGUGAAUCAGUAUAUCAGUGGUGAGGUGUAUGUAUGCGUGUGAUGUGGUGAAAUGCAGGUGUAUAAGCUGAAGGUAACAAACAGACUAAACCAAACCAAACCAACUAAACCAAACCAACUAGACCAGACCGACUAGACCAGACCGACUAGACCAGACCGACUAAACCAGACCGACUAAACCAGACCGACUAAACCAGACCGACUAGACCAGACCGACCAGACCAGACCAACGAGACCAGACCAACUGGAUCAGGGGUCGGCAACCUGAGGCUCCGGAGCCACAUGUGGCUCUUCAGGCCACUUGCAGUGUCUCCAAAGCAAUUUAUAUUCCUAAAUUGUAAAAUGUGUCACUUAUAUAGCUGCAUCUCAAGUAGUUCAAGUCAAACAGCCCCAACCAAGUAUUAAGUCAUAUAGAUGACAUACUUUUCAGAGGCCAACAUUUUCAUAUUAAACAUACUUUUUAAAAUGUAUCUUUUGUAAUAUUCAAAAUUGUAAAUAUGUAAGCCAUAAUCAUGAUUAGAAGAAAUUAAAUAAAUUAAGACAUGAAAUGUUCCAUUCUGAGUGUAAUGGAUCUAUAUAAUGUGUUAUUUCCACUCUUUGAAUUGAAUUACUGACACAUAAACUUUUCUAAGAUAUUCUAAUUUUUGGAGAUGCACCUGUAUAUGACAUUAUAAAAAGUUUUUAAAUUUAAAAAUUUAAACUAAAAUGCUUAUGAAAGUCUACGGCUCAGCGCCUUAAACUCUAAAUAUUGUCAACUUCAAGUCCACUUUUGAGUUUCUGCAUUCUGACAAAAUCAUAUUAUGAAAUGCUCGUUAAGACCUAUUAGUGAUGCUGGUAGGCUAAUUUAGACGAGGCAGGCUGUUUUAUCUUCAUUGUAAGGCAGGUGGAAAGUUGCUUUAAGAUCUUAAAAUUUAACCAAUAUCACCAUCUGCUGGACAGAAAAUGAAAUAUAAACUGACAGUUACUGAGAAAGGGAAGUGAAACUUAUUAUUUCUACAUUGCUGAAACGGAGCUGAGACGCCAUUACAGGCUGAAGGAUAUUAAACAUAAAUCUGACGGAUUGUAACCUGAAAUUCAAAGGGACAAACAUUUGGUGAGUCUUGUUGUUAAAGGAUAAUUCACAUAUCUGAGAAAAUGGCUGAAAGAGCUCUUUUGGAAAGUUUCCUGAGCUGCCACGUCUGUUCAGAGACUUUCAGAGAUCCUGUGUCUCUGAGCUGCAGCCACAGCUUCUGUUCAAGCUGCCUGCAGAAAUUCUGGGAACAAACUAAAAACAAAAACUGUCCCAUUUGUAAGACAAAGUCCUCAAUUGAUGAACCAGCUGUAAACCUUUCACUGAAGGAACUGGUUGACUCCUUUGCUGGGAGACAGAAAUCUGGAUCAUCUGAGACCGAAAAAGAAGAAAAGAAAGAAGAGGUUGUGUGUGAUAAACAUCCAGAAGUUCCUUAUUGGUUCUGUGAGGAUGAAGACAAAGUUGUUUGUCCUGUCUGUGAGUUUUCUCUCCACCAGAGUCACAAAGUGGUUCCUGUAGAACAAGCAGUCAGUGACCUGAAGGACCAGCUGACUUUUGACUUUGAUUUUCUGCAGGACAAGAGAGACAAAUAUGAAGAAGUGGAGAAAACAUACAAUGAAAUGACUGAACACUCUAAGAAGCAGCUGUUGUCCACAGAGACACAGAUCAGAGCAGAGUUCAACAAGCUCCACCAGUUCCUGAAAGAGGAAGAGGAGUCCAGACUGGCAGCUCUGAGGAAGGAAGAGGAGCAGAAGGGGAAGACUAUCAGCAGAGAGAUGAAGAGGAUUCAGGAGCAGAUCUCCUCUCUGUCAGACAGUAUCUCUGCUGUUGAAGAAGACCUGCAGAAAGACAACAUGCCAUUCCUCAGCAGUUAUAAAGCCACUCAGACCAGAGCCAGAGUCCAGUGCUCACUGUCAGAUCCACAGCUGCUCUCAGGAGCGCUGAUAGAUGUGGCCAAACACCUGGGCAACCUGUCCUUCAGAGUCUGGGAGAAGAUGAAGGAGAAGGUCCACUUCACUCCUGUCAUUCUGGACCCAAACACUGCAGCCGACUGUCUCUAUCUGUCUGAUGAUCUGACCAGUGUGAGACGUGGAGAGACAAAGCUUCCUGACAAUCCAGAGAGAUUCACUCACUAUGCCAAUGUUCUGGGCUCUGAGGGCUUCAGCUCAGGGAAACACAGCUGGGAGGUGGAGGUGGGAGAUCAUCCUCGCUGGAAUAUAGGUUUGGCUACAGAGUCAGUUGACAGGAAGGAACCGGUACCUGCUUCACCAGAAUAUGGAGUCUGGUGUUUAAUGUGUAGUGAUGGAGAAUACAGUAAUGGAGAUGUUGAGACUCUCAGAGUGAAGAAGAGUCUCCAGAGGAUCAGAGUCCAGCUGGACUAUGACAGGGGGAAGGUGUCUUUCUACAACCCUGAACACAAAAUGACUCACAUCUGCACUCUCAGAGACACUUUCACUGAGAAACUCUUCCCAUGGUUCAGUAUUUGGAACUUUGGUGAUUCUAAAACUGCUGAUAUCAAAAUCUGUCCAACAGAUUUCUCUGUGCUGUUUAGAAACGGUGGUAAGGUUUAACUGAUUCAUCAUGGUCUCUGUUUAUCAUGGUGGUGAUAGAAAGAUAGUUACUUUCUCUACGGAACACGAAUUUUUCGCAACGUAAGUCUCCGGCAUAAUUUCACCAGAGACUCCAUUUAAACUUUAAACAGUAGACACAAGUCUUGUGUAUCGGUGUAUUAAUCCACGUUUCGAUAGGUCCAUAUAGUUUUUUAUCAAUCCCUGUUCAAUGACCAUGAUCAUUUUUGGAGAAAUUCUGAGAUUAUAAUGGGUGUGUAUUGCACGAAAUGUUCGUGUCACAGUGGCAUCAUUGCCAGAGUGUAGAGGGAGAGAAAAAAUUGUCAAAAAAUAAAUUUGAAAACUGUGCUCCAGGCCGCAAAUUCCACUCUACAGAAAUAAUUUAAACAUAGAAACAUAGGUAAAUUUGUCUUCUCACUCACAAUCCUCUGGUAAAGCUGUCAGAGUUAUAGUUUGGGCGUAGGAUGCACAGAUGCGCCACCAACACGCACCAACAGCCUCAUUGGCUCCCAUAUUAAAAACGCAGGAAGAUUUCUGAAAAAGGGAGAUGUAACAGUUUUUUUAGAUCGCUCUAACAAAGCUAUUUUUUCAUUUUUCUGAAAAAAAAAAACAUAUGUAGACGUUCAGGAAGAACUAAGGACGCUCAAAGUGAAGUCGGAUCAAUGAUAGGUAUUAUGGUUUUGCCAAAAAUGCUUUCUGUUCGAGGCCAGAAAUUCCAGUCUGUCCACCUCUGGCUGCUGUCACUCUUCCGGAACAUUCAGGUGGCAGUUCAUUCACACAGGUAACGAUUUAGCGUACACACUCCUCCAGAUACACGUUUAUCUCUCACACACACACAGACACACACUACUUACUAUUGAAUAUUAGAUGAUGUAUUAUGUUCUUUGUUUAUGAUGGUGGUGGGUUGUUUUGUCAAAUUCCAGUUAGUUCCUUUACACGUAACGAUCAUUAAAUGUGGAAGUACAUUCUUUUUCUUUUCUUUUUUUUUUUUUUUACAUCUUAUUAUUGAAUUGAUGUUAACUGAAUAUUUGGUGAUUUUGUUUUGCAUCUAGUUAAAUUGCUGCUGUGAAAUUACUCCAUGACAAGUAAAAGUCCUGCAUUCAAAACCUUAAAAAUUAUAAAAGUAUCAGCAUGAAAAUGUACUUAAAGUAUCAACAGUAAAAGUACUUGUUAUGUAAAAUGGACCCACUCAGAUUGUUUUAUAUAUUCUAAAUAUAUUAUUGUGUGUCAGGAGGACAUAAAGAGUUUCAGUGAUACAGAACAAAAACUUUUUCUUCUUUUACACAAUCUGCAGAGUUGAUUUGGUUACCAAGGUGACAGAAAUGAUUUGCUUAUUGUCUGUACAGUGUGUAAUUAAUUAUUCAAAGUAGUUUUCAUGUAGGUUUUUUCUGUAAUUUCUUGGGAUGUCAUUUAUUUUUUCCAUUUACUUAUUACUGAAUUGAAAUCAACUAAAUAUUUGGUGAUUUUGUUUCAUAUCUACUUAAAUUGCUGCUUUGUUGGCUUCAUCUUUUUUCAAUAAAGUACAUUUUGAUUCACAGAAAA
This is a messenger RNA of Centropristis striata (black sea bass), 5408 nucleotides long. RefSeq names its product nuclear factor 7, ovary-like. Lineage: Eukaryota; Metazoa; Chordata; Actinopteri; Perciformes; Serranidae. Bases 2424 to 3869 code for a protein of 481 amino acids. Gene Ontology annotation, molecular function: protein binding; zinc ion binding. The transcript has 4 exons. The record is from RefSeq and is a predicted model, not a curated record.